CUUAUUGUGCUUCUUCUGUUUAGUCAAAUAUCAAAUAGACUCCGGAAAACAACGAUGUUCGAUCAAAAAUUGUUCACAUUUUUUGUGGUUUGUUUCUUAAUAUGUGAGAUAUUCAAUGCGAAUGUCAAUGCUGUAGAAAAUCCAUCAAAAAAAGGCAAACGUAUUCAAUUACCACAACAAAAAACUUCUCAAGCAAUAGCCAAGCAGCCAAAAACACUUGGACAAAUUUUGAAUGAACCGUGGUCAUUUCGUAAACCAUCUUCCUUUGUUCCACCGAAAGCGACAAAAACUUUUGCCGAAAUUUUGGCUGAGCCUUCUUCAUUUCAUAAACCAAAUCCAACUACAGGGCACGAUACAAACUCUCAAUCGGAUUUUUCCAGUUCAUCUAGCAGAAAUGACGAAUUCGCAUCGGCUCGUUCACGUUUGUCUUCGUUACCAAGUUUUGGAUCAUCUUCUCGGUAUUUUUCAGUUUCAGACUGCGAUAGGAAAGAAGAUCACGCCUAAAUAAUAACAAUUCUUAAUGCAAACAUUUAGAAACUCAAAACACUCAUCAAUUUUCCAAAAUAAAAUAUUUUAUUUGAUAAAUUGAUUGACGAAAAUGUUCAGUUUUAGUUAAAUCGAUCUAUUAUUGCUGCUUUCUGAUUCAUA
Contarinia nasturtii (swede midge) is the source of this 648-nucleotide messenger RNA. RefSeq lists its product as uncharacterized. The coding region runs from base 55 to 504 and encodes 149 amino acids. Lineage: Eukaryota; Metazoa; Arthropoda; Insecta; Diptera; Cecidomyiidae. The record is from RefSeq and is a predicted model, not a curated record. The transcript is spliced from 2 exons.